AUGCUGGUUAUUCAACCCUCGGGGUUGACAUUGAUAAGAAUUCUACGGCUAGUUAUAAAGGAGUUGAUUUUUUAAAGGACGAGCUGUUCCAUCCUCCUACGUAUAAGCAAAAGAAAAGAGUUGAAGACAGCAAACGCUUAUUUAUCUGCAAUCCCCCCUUUAAUAGGGCCAAACCUAAAUUAGCCCCAGAAGAAAUGCCUAUCGUCUUAUUUGUCCCCAUGGGCUUUCGCUUGAAUCCUAAAAAGAACGGGAAGCGAUGGGGCAAAUUCAUUAAGGAUGCUUACCCUCCUAUUAGUAGCAUUAUCAGUUUACCUCGUGAUAUUUUCCCGAAU
Messenger RNA from Racocetra persica, 332 nucleotides. The record is from the annotation of a GenBank genome assembly. Lineage: Eukaryota; Fungi; Glomeromycota; Glomeromycetes; Diversisporales; Gigasporaceae.